AUGUGCGUCCGAACUCGGGUUGGCAUAGGGAAAGACCGGGCGGACCGGGCUGACCUCUCCUUCGAGCGAGAGUGGAAGGCCACCCUCGAGGACCAGUUGAGCACCUGCACGGCCAGUAGCUCUUCUGUUCUUCGAACGGGCAGUUAUGAUGAGGGGACCAUGAGUCCUGGCUGCCAGUCAGCCACUGCAGCACUCUUCGCCGCUGUCGCAGCUGCGACUGGGAAGCUGCAUGGUCAGCCAGAAGAGGUGGUGGUCAAAGCAGAGACCUCUGAGCAUUCCCUGCUCGUGAGGGAACUACGUGAGGCCUUGGAGGACAUCCAGAUCCGCACCGCCAAAGUGGUGAGACAGACUCGCAUUGUGGCAGCGGAGUGUCAUGCUCUUGAAGAGCGCUUGGCAGGUUUGGCAGCCGGCCAACGUCGUCGAGAGCAAGAAGCAGCAGCGGUGUGGCAGGACCUACGAGUAGCUGUCCUUCACGCAAAAGAGGUGUUGCGGCAUCACCAAGUGAAGCAGGAGCCCUCUCAACUUCGCGCACGGCGUGAAGAAUUGCAGAAGGAAGUCAAGAGGCAAGCAGUUGCAAUCCAGCUUCUGAAGAAAUGGAAGGAUGAGGCGGAAGCCAAGUCCGUGGACCCCGCAGAACUCGCAGAGGAACGGCGGAAGCGUUCGGAGGUGUGGACCACGUUCGUUGGACGCGUGGAACGCAUCCAAACCAUUUGCUCCAGCGAGACCGGAGGGCAGGCUUCUCACAGUUACGUCCAGCGCCCAGCGCCACGAGCGGCGCGGCGUCUGGCGGUGCAAAGUCUCACCGAAGUCGCCAAUGUAACCCAUUUCGUCUGCCAAGCCUUGGCGACCUUCACCUCCGCUGGAUUGAAUAACGGCGACCUUGUGCUAAGGCGCUUGGUCCUCCGUUCGGCGCACGGCGCGCUUCGCGCGUCGCAGGAUGGAGGGAGUUCUCCCAUCAAGUCGCCGACCGAAGAGCGGCACGAUGCAGCUCUGGCUGGGAUCGAACGACAUGUCAAAGACUUGAACCUGCAAAUGAACAUCCUUGCAAUAUUUUUCUUCUCCAUUGCGACCUCACUCUUAUGGGCGUGGUGGUAUGAUCGUCUACCACCUGAAGAACAGCUGAAGGCCUACCGAAUAGCUUUGCAAGUGUCCAUUCCAGUGGUGGCACUGUUUUUUACUUGGUUCCACAUUUGGCUUGCUAUCCAGAUGAUGUUUCUUCCCUUGAAAUUCUGGGGCAUCUGGCAGUACCAAGAUACUGGUAUGGGCAUCGGUUGGCAAGGAGUUGUGCCGAGGAAAUGCACUAAGAUGGCUCGUACCGCCUUCAAAUGUGCAAGGCCAUAUCUCAUGGGACCUCGAGAUUGGUUUGCACGAGUGGAUACCAGUGUCCUCUUCUCAAAGAUGCAUCCCAUGCUCGAGCGCGUGGUUCGGGCCACGAUCAACAGCGUGUCGCGGCGCCAUUUCCCGUCCAUCUUGGUCAACAGCCGCUUGCCCAGCAAUGUGGAAGAGGAAUUGGUGGCUUUAGCUAUGGAGCAGGUGGAGGAAACCUUCCCAGAGAUGUGGGACAAGAUCGUGGACCUUCUUUGUGACUCCGAGCGAGGCCUGGACAAUGAUGGCAUGAUCGUCAGCGUCUUCACCCAGAACAAGGAGCUCCUGAAUCUUUUCUUCCUCUCUUUGGGGGAGAAGGAGUUUCGCUUCAUCGAGCGUUGUGGGGCAGCUCUUGGCUUUGUGUGCGGUCUCAUCCAGCUCAUGGCCUUCAACCACUUGGAUGCAACAGGUCGAAUGAUCCUCUUGCCGGGCACGGGCUUCUUCCUGGGCAUUUUCACCAACUGGCUUGCCAUCCAGAUGUGCUUCAAGCCCUGCUUCCCACGACCCAUCAAUGUUUGUGGGAAACACAUCUACACUAUCCAAGGGCUUUUUCUCAAGAGACAGAGGGAUGUUGCCGUUCUUUAUUCCAAAAUGCUGGUAGAUCACUUUUUUGACUUUGACAAGGUGGUGGAGUAUUUGCAGACUUUGCCGGUAUGGGCGGAUCUGCAUGAUGCAUACUGCCAAAACACCAACAAGAUGAUGAGAAAGACCAUGGGCCCGGUGACCGGAUGGAUAGCACGGCGGGUGGCGUUGGGCCCGGAGAAGUUCAAGGCCUUGGAGGAUGACUUGGUGGGAGCGUCUGCAGAACGCAUUGCGGAGUCAGACGAUCUUCACGAGGCUGCUGCCCAGUACAUCUCCGUUGCCACUGAUGUGUUCAGGUCCAAUGCCAGUGCCAUGCAAAGAAUGCCACCUGACGAGUUUGAGAAUCUGCUUCAUCCGGUCUUUCAAGAAGACGAGCCUUGA
This is a messenger RNA of Durusdinium trenchii, 2328 nucleotides long. Lineage: Eukaryota; Dinophyceae; Suessiales; Symbiodiniaceae. The record is from the annotation of a GenBank genome assembly.